Scatophagus argus is the source of this 7753-nucleotide messenger RNA. RefSeq names its product WD repeat domain 81 (gene wdr81). The transcript has 12 exons. Bases 415 to 6648 code for a protein of 2077 amino acids. Gene Ontology annotation, cellular component: mitochondrion. The record is from RefSeq and is a predicted model, not a curated record. Lineage: Eukaryota; Metazoa; Chordata; Actinopteri; Scatophagidae. Gene Ontology annotation, biological process: aggrephagy. Gene Ontology annotation, molecular function: protein binding; phosphatidylinositol 3-kinase regulator activity.
GGUGCUGUAGCGGCAGGAGUCACAUGAGACAGAGCUCGUGUUGUGUCACGUGAGGUGUCGUUUCUAAAACAUGGCUCCAACUAGCACGGAACAAAAACAGCAUCGGCUAACUGACUGCGGUCUGUCUGCUGACAUGCAUCAGUAAACAUCUCAACAUGGAGCAAGCAGUUAAAUGUCGCCCCGCAGUACGCCCUCGUCUCAUAAAGUUAAUGAAGUACGAACUCAUCAUGCGUGAAACCGACCGUUAGCUUAACGCUAGCUAGCUGCCAACUGCUUCAAGUGGUGAGAGAAGGACAGACCCUUGAUGACUUUGACUUUUUCCUCCAUGAAUGUCUGAAAGUCAUCCUUGUGGGAGACCGCGAGGCAUACGCAUCAGGAGAUUGUGCAACUCUUAACAAGCACUAGAGAUUCACCAUGGAUUGGCUGAUGCACGCAGUCGAGAAAGACUUGGGGAUUGACCGACGGCAGCAAGGCCCGGGUUCCCGUUCCAGGGAGCUUGUGGCCCUUGUUCCUACACGCUGGGUAAUGGGCCUGAGGGAGAGGCGGGUCAUGCGCUGUGCUCACUUUGAUAGCAUCACUGAGGCAGAAAUUCGCACAUACCUUCAGUGUUCCCAGGCAAAGUUGCCUUCUGGCUGGACACGCGUGUGCAUUCAAGGUCUGAGGAAAAGCAAGCUGAGCUACAGACUGGCCAGAGACCCCUGCCAUCAACAGAUGGAACUGAUGUCACAUGAUUCCUAUGUCAAAACCAUGCAGUGUGUGACGCAACAUAAUGUCAGGAAUCUGUGGCGUGAUGCUCAUUACAAACUUGUGCAGACAUAUGCAGGACCCAAUGAGCAGAUGCAUACUGCAGCUGUAGAUGCAGUGCGUCAUGCUUUACAGAAGCUCUUCAAUUCCACAUUCAUCUCGUCUGACAAAGUUUCGCCAUCACUUUCUCCAGCCAGAGAUAAGGAGAAGGAAAACUACUUCCCAUCCAGUUCGUCUUGUUUUUCCAAGUCCCAGUCAGAACAUCUGUGUCCUAAUGUUCUGCCUGCAGAGUGUCUGCUGGAAACCUCAGAGAUGCUCUAUGUCAUUCUACCUUAUACUCAGUAUUCACUCCAUGAUAUCGUCUCCUUCAGCCCAGCCAAGCUCGCUAACAGCCAUGCCAAAGUGUUGUUCAUUCUCUACCAGUUACUAAUAGCCCUGCAGGCCUGUCAUGCAGCCGGUCUGUCUUGUGGAGAGCUUUCACUGCAGGACAUAGCGGUAGACGAGCAACUCUGCAGCCGUCUCAAGCUCAACCUAGCUCAUUAUGAGGAGCUCGGGGCACAAGUGGAAGCAGACAGUGAUGUUAUUGGCAGUCAAGUGCCAAAAAGUGUCCUGCCAAGGGACAAUUCAUAUACGAGCCAAGAGAACAAGAGACUUUGCAAAGACUGCUUUGGUGAGCUCAAGACAUUGGUUCUGGACUGGGUCCAUGGACGAGUGAGUAACUUCCACUACUUGAUGGAACUGAACAGGCUAGCAGGACGACGAGAAGGAGACCCUAAUUAUCACCCUGUGCUGCCUUGGGUGGUGGAUUUCACUGUGCCAUUUGGAAAAUUCCGUGACCUCAGGAGGUCAAAGUUCAGACUCAAUAAGGGGGAUAAGCAACUGGACUUCACAUAUGAGAUGACCAAAGAAGCUUUGGCAGCUGCAGUGGGUAACGGGGUAGGUGGAAGUGGUGUGGGUGGAGACCUCAGUGGCUCUGUAGGUGCUGGUGGUGCUGGACAGCCUGACCACCUUCAUGUACCUCAUCACAUAUCUGAUGUGCUCUCAGAUAUUACCUACUAUGUCUACAAGGCCAGGCAGACACCCAAGUCAGUGUUGUGCAGCCAUGUUAGAUCACAGUGGGAGCCCAAUGAAUACCCAGCCAGCAUGGAGCGCAUGCAGAGUUGGACCCCUGAUGAGUGCAUUCCAGAGUUCUACACAGAUCCUUCCAUUUUCCGCUCUAUUCACCCUGACAUGCCAGACUUGGAUGUGCCUUCCUGGUGCAAGUCAUGUGAGGAGUUUAUUGAGGUCCAUCGACGCCUUCUGGAGAGCAGAGAGGUGUCCCAGCAUUUACAUCACUGGGUAGAUCUCACAUUUGGGUAUAAGCUGUCUGGUAAAGAAGCUGUCAAGGCCAAGAAUGUGUGCCUGCACCUUGUGGACAACCACACCAACCUGACUACCUAUGGUGUAGUUCAGUUGUUUGACCAGCCCCACCCACCCCGCUUAUCUCCUUCCCAGUACGCCCCAGCAGAACCUCCUCUCCUUGGCCUUGCUGCGCUGAAUGUGCCUUCUCUACAUAUCCCUCAAAUUGACACUGUGGCUGACACUGUGGAUGGAAUGGUGCCAGAGUCCACUGGGUGUGAGUCCAGUGGCUGGACCAUGGUGGACAGAGAUGAAGAGCUUGAACAAGGAAUGGAAGCUUUGGACUCAUUAGCAUCCACUGGCUCUGGCACUGGCCCUGUGCCCAUGCCAAGCAUCAGUGCAGCAGGCGGAAAGAUGGGAGGAGAGCACGCAGCACUUGCUGUGUCUCAGUCCCCGUCAUCAUUCUCUGGUGAUUUCACAAGCGGCCUGGGCCCUGGUUUACGCAGUGCCAUGUUACAGAAAGGUGGGUCCAUAAACAGAAAACAAGGAGAGGGGAGUGUGACCAUCACCAAUGCAGAGGAAGUCAAGAUCAUCCUCCCUGAAGGUUUCAACCCAUUGCAGCCUUUGGAAGAGCUUGAGAAGUUGAACAAUUUCCUGGUGAAGAGUCUGCAUGCUGAAGUGUGGCAUCCUAGAGGAUGUAGUGACUGCACAAGAGACGGUAUGGUGAUUGAUUCUCUGCCCUCUCUCACUCAGCUCUACCAAAGAGACAUGCAGGCCCUUGGUGUUCUAAUUGCGGAGAUAUUCUAUUCCUCUAAACUGAGAGGACUCAAACCAGGCAGUCCCCUCAAACAGCGCUUCCAGGCUGUUAUGAAGCUAUGCUCCGCCAGCCUACGUGAUGUGCCACUUUGUUUGCAUCAUGCUCUUGAGACCCUGCUGCUAAUAGAGAAGCUCUCUGGAAUAGCAAAUAAAGAACUAGAUUGCCCCUUUCCACUCCUUUUCAAAUAUGACCCAAUUUGCGAUGGUCUGCCCCCCCCAAACCCCAGCCAGUUAUUGAACUCAGUCAUCAGUCCCCUUCCUUUUCCUUCCUAUUUUGCAGCACUUCAUCGUUUUAUCUUUUCCUACCAUGCCAAGAUGGAGACUACAUGUAGUCUUCAAGGAAGAGAUGUUGUCUUUCACCUGUGGCAGCAGCUUGAGACACUGUUGCGGGGUAAUGUCACAGCCGAAGGUUUGGAGAUUCUCCUGCCCUUCAUUCUGUCCCUUAUGCUUGAAGAGUCUACUGCUGUCUAUGCUGCUUGGUACCUUUUUGAGCCCAUCUCUCGAGUAUUGGGUCCCAGAAAUGCAAACAAGUACUUACUGAAGCCACUGAUCAAUGUUUAUGAAAACCCUCACUGCCUGCGAGGACGUUUCUAUCUCUACACUGACUGUUUCAUUCUGCAGCUGAUUGUGAGGCUCGGCCUACAGGCCUUUCUGUCCAGCCUACUGCCUCAUGUGUUGCAGGUCAUCACUGGCUUUGAAAGCUGCAUCUCAGGCUCUGGUGGAGAAGCGUGCAAAGGGCUGAGGGCUGGCACAUGCAAUCUAGGAGAGGAAGAGGAAGAGGACUUUCAGUGUGGUGAAGUGCGCUCAUCUUCUGGGUCUGUUAGUGGGAAUAUGGGAAGUAGCAGUGUAGCCAGUGGGGGAGUCGGUGUGGUGGGAGAUGCAGGGCUGGUCGAUUACUCCUCUGGCAUCAGUCUCAAUGACCAAGUGUUUCUCUCAGAGGCAGAGGACUUUCAGAAUGGGUUCUAUGUCAACAAUGGAGCAGGAGUGGCUGCUGGCAAACAGCAGAGCCAGAACUCUGCAGCUAAGGAUCAAGACCAGGAGUCUCUAAGCGUGGGGAAACUAAGUGAUAAAAGCAGCACAAGUGAGCUCUCUCUGGGGGAAGGAGAUUCAUUGCGGGAUCGAGCCAGUCUCAAAUCAGCUGACAGCAGCCAGGACCUGAAACACGCUAGUGAGGGAGAGGAGGGUGGAGAGCUGGAGGAAGAAGAGGUGACUGAGACAAAUGAAGGUAAGGAGGGGACAGAUGACCCUGCUGCUCCCAACCUGGAGCUUACUCUCUCCGGUUGCACGGAAGCUUCAGGAGCCACAGUUGCUACUCUGGAGGGUGAUUUUGUGAAUGGAUUGGCACUGGAGGAGACUGAAAAAGGCAAUGUGGGAGAGCAGGAGGAAGAUGAUCCCGAUCCAUCAGAAGACUCUGAGGGGAAAGAGCAAAAAAUUCUUCUAGACACAGUCUGCAAAACAGUUCGAUGGCUGUCAGCAAAGCUUGGACCAACAGUGACGUCUCGAUACGUAGCCAGGAAUUUGCUACGAUUGCUCACAAAUUGUUACAUUGGGCCUGAGAAACAUCGGUUUGUGGCUCCUGUGUCUGAGGAGGGCAAUCUGGAGAGUGUGGGAAUGGGCAGUGUGUAUGAGAAGAAACCUGUGGUUGGAGACCAGACAGCAGGGCCUGUGUUGGACUGCCUCAUCUACAUAGCUCAACUUUAUGGAGAGCCUGUACUCACUUACCAGUACUUGCCUUAUAUAGGAUAUCUGGUUUCUCCACCUUCUUCCCAGCGUCUUAACACGCGUAAGGAGGCAAGUCUGCUUGGAGCUGUUGCACUUACACAGAAGAUUGUUGUUUUUCUCUCUGAUACCACUCUAAUGGACAUGCUGAUGAAGAUCAACCAGGAUGUGCUCCUACCACUACUGGACCUGCUUACCACCCCUCGUAUGGGGUUUCCCAGUGGGGUGCAGACACGCACUGCUGUCUGUCUCAAGACACUCAGCCUGAUGGCUCUCAUCUGUCUGCGCAUCGGGAGGGAGAUGGUGCAACAGCACAUGGCUGACACACUGCGUCGGUUCUUUGCUGUUUUCUCUCUGCUGCAUUCUCUGCAGCCCCAGCUUGAUGAGGCCCCUCGCAGAGUUGUGGGAGAAGUGACUGUCGUGGACGUCUGCAUGCCUGAAGAGUCCAAUGUCACAUAUGAGUUGGGGGUGUUAGAAGAACUGCAGACUGUAUUUAACCCUGAGAUGGCCCAUGCCUCCUAUAUCCCCUUCUACUGUCUCAUUGGUGACAUGGCAAUUCGAAAAUUGGUUCCCAACCACGAGCUGGUGUGGCAGUUGGCCCAGUCUUUCCAUCAGAGUGUAAGUCAGGGGAGUCCUGAGACUAACCUCACCAUAGCAUCUAGGGUGGCGCUUCCUUCUUCCUCUGUGGGUAUCUCCUCGGGUUUUGCCAGGCGUGGGGGUUGCAGUCCAUUCCCUGCACCCUCGACUAACUCCAUCCCGCUGGGAGAUCCCUUGCCUGAGUCAGGCACAUUUGGGAGCCACCUGGUAGGAAACCGCAUCCAAGUGUCCCGGGACACUGAUUAUGACAGUAGUCCAAGCCUGGGUUUGGCCAACUCUUGGGGACGCUCUAGUCAUAGCAACCCCAUCAACACCACUGCCUCCACCUUCACCACUCCAUCUGUUGGGGGAGCUUCCUUUUCCUCCCCCUGGGUGACAGGCUCUACCCUGGAGGAGAGUGCCCUGAAGCAGGAGCUCCCUCGCAGUGGCCGCUCCUUGCAGGGCAACUGGCUGGCCUACUGGCAGUACGAGAUUGGCCUCAACCAACAGGAUCCACAUUUCCACUUCCACCAGAUCAGAUUGCAGAGCUUCCUGGGUCACUCAGGCACCACAAAGUGUUUGGCACCUCUGGCAGGAGAGGAUUACUUCCUUUCUGGUAGUAAAGACAAGACUGUGAAGCUGUGGCCCCUCUAUAAUCAUGGUGAUGGAACACAGGAGGUGGGGCCUAGACUGACAUACAAUGACCAUCGAAAGUCAGUUUUCUAUGUUGGACAGCUGGAAGCUUCACAAGAAGUUGUCAGCUGUGAUGGUACUGUGCACCUGUGGGACCAGUAUUUAGGCAAGCAGAUCCGCUCAUAUGAAGCUGUGGAUGGGAAGAAUCCCAUCACAGCUGUCACCACAAUGCCAGCUCCACACUGCAGUGUUGUGUUUGGCAGCGCGGAUUCUGUUCUCCGCUUCAUUGACCCUCGCAAACCAGGACUGCAGCAUGAAUUUCGCCUGGCUUACAACAAUGCGAGCGCUGGGCUCAUCCGCUACCUGGCAGUGAGUCCUUCAGGUCGCACUGUGGCGGCAGGUUUCUCAACUGGUUUCAUUGUUCUGCUGGACGCACGGACUGGACUUAUUCUGAAGGGCUGGCCGGCUCAUGAGGGAGAUAUCCUCCAAAUGAAGGCUGCAGAAGGAAACUUGGUCAUCAGCUCCUCCACGGACUACACACUCACUGUGUGGAAAGAUCUGGAACACAAGCCUCUUCGCCAGUACAGGUCGCAGUCCGACCCCAUUCACGCCUUUGACCUUUACGGUUCGGAGAUUGUAACUGGAACAGUGGCUAACAAGAUCGGGGUGUACUCCAUGGCAGAUAUCUCCCUGAGCCCUGUUAGCAGCACUAAACUGAGCUCAGAGAACUUCCGUGGCACUAUGACCAGCCUGGCAGUUUUGCCUACCAAAAGGCUCUUGCUGCUGGGCUCUGAGAAUGGGGCCAUCCGGUUAUUAGCUUAGGGAAAAUCAGUGGCCCCCAGCUGCGCUAAACGCUUUUAGCACUGACUUUGAAAGUGUCUUAUUAGCGAAGACUCCAGGUAUGCGAGUGCUCUGUCCCUCCUCCUGUGCUAGAGGUCAGUUGUACUGGUGGAGCAGGUUAUCACCUCCACUGUAUUGCUUUUUGAACGGAUCAGCACAAGCAAAGGCAUCAUAUGAGCUUCUUGUAUACCGAAUCUUGUCACUCUGGCCUUCAGCACCAAAUUUAAUGAACAGGAAUCGUGUGGUUCGGAGUGAAAAUUUAUCAUGUACAGUAAAUCCCAUGAUAUUUUAAGAGCCUAUAGAUGUAUAGAUAGUAUAUAGGUGGGAAUUCUUAUCUUGAUAAGGUCGUUUGUUCUUUUGACCAGGCCAGUUAUUCUGUUCAAAAGAACGAAUCAGAUGAUGUGCUCAGGAAGGUGGAACCAAACACGGUUCUUAUGUAGUGUUUACACUUUCCAAAUAGAUGCAUAACAACACCAAAAAUACAUUGACCUCAUCUUUCAUUUCCCUUGAUGUUAAAAUACGCGCGUAUCUAAAUGCACUGAUUAAACUAUGCAGUAUUUGUAAAUCAUUUGUAGAUGUGUUAGCGUCACUCCGUGUUUCAUGAGAGUCUUUUUCACAUUAGAUUGUUUACACAUCAUGAACAAUAAAAGUUUAGUCACUGUUUUGUCGACAGCCUCAGUGCAUCUUCUCAGAGUGGAAACGCUUCAGUCAUCGUUGCAUACAACAUUCAGUAUACAGCCUUUAUUCUGCUGCACAAGUAUGGCCUCAUUUGUAACAUUUAGAUUCUCACACAGAUUUUAAAUACUGAAUGUUUUUAUUCACUAAUAAAUUACUUGAAGUUCCUUUGGGGGUUUUUAAAACGUUAAUUUAGCAGUCAGAGCAUGUAGCAACGUUGUACUGGGAGUGCAUCUGGGCAGAUGCCACUUUGACUCACCACUUUAUAAUUUCUGACUUCAAAGGCUAACAUAGGAGCAGUCAAUGCCAAGAUAAACAGUUUUGUAUUUUAACAUUUAUAUGUAACUGGAUAUGAAUAUGUUUAGAAGAUACCAACAAAAGUCCUAAAUCAAUAAAAAAAAAAGUGGUUCAA